AUGGGCGGCAAACAAGACGAUGGCGUCCAGGAGCACGUCUCCGGCCAGUCCAACAAGCCAAUGUCGGCUCCCGCUCACGCCUUGACCAUUGACCAGGUCGUCCAAGAGCUCAGGGCAAACGUCCAAAUCGGUCUAUCCGACGACGAGGCCCAGAAGCGCCUGCAAGACCACGGCCGCAAUGAGUUUGGCGAGCAAAAGGGCGUGCAGCCCGUCAAGAUCUUCAUCGGCCAAAUCGCCAACGCCCUCACUCUCGUCCUGAUCCUCGCCAUGGCCGCCUCUUUCGGCAUCCAGUCAUGGAUCGAGGGCGGUGUCAUCACCGCCGUCAUCGUGCUCAACAUUGUCGUUGGCUUUUUCCAAGAGCUCCAGGCCGCCAAGACCAUGGAUUCCCUGCGCUCUCUCAGCUCUCCCACCGCCCAGGCCGUCCGCAACGGCAACAGUGCCACCGUUGUCACGGCCGAGAUUGUGCCUGGCGACGUGGUCGAGCUCAAGACGGGCGACACCAUCCCGGCCGACAUCCGCCUCGUCGAGGCCGUCAACUUCGAGACCAACGAAGCUCUCCUCACCGGCGAAUCCCUCCCCGUCCGCAAGGAGACGGCACCCACGUUUGCCCCCGACACGGGCCCAGGUGACCGGCUCAACGUCGCCUACAGCUCCUCCACCGUCACAAAGGGCCGCGCCCGUGGCGUCGUCUUCGCCACCGGUCUCUACACCGAGAUUGGCCAGAUUGCGGCGGCCCUCCGCGGCAAAACGUCCCGUCGCCGCGAGCCCAAGCGUCGCGACGACGGCACCACGCCCUUGGGCCGCUGGCUGCAGGCCUGGACUCUGACCUUUUCCGAUGCCGUCGGCCGCUUCCUCGGCGUCAACGUCGGCACCCCCCUCCAGAAGAAGCUCUCCAAGCUGGCUCUGAUCCUGCUCGCCACUGCCAUCGUCUGCGCCAUCAUCGUCCUCGCAGCCAACAUGUUUGAUUCCAAGCAAGAGGUCAUCAUCUACGCCGUCGCCACCGGCCUGUCCAUGAUCCCCGCCUCCCUCGUCGUCGUUCUCACCAUCACAAUGGCCGCCGGCACCAAGCGCAUGGUCCAGCGCAACGUCAUUGUCCGCAACCUAAAGAGCCUCGAGGCGCUCGGUGCGGUUUCUAAUAUCUGCUCCGACAAGACCGGUACCCUGACCCAGGGGACCAUGAUUGUCAAGAAGGCAUGGAUCCCCGGCCGCGGCACCUACUCGGUCGGCACCACCAGCGAGCCCUUCAACCCUACCGAGGGCCCUCUGGGGCUCACGCCGGCUCAGCCCAAGGACAUCAAUUUCCGCGGCGCUGACGCCGACGGUGACACCAUCGACGGCCCAGAGCUCGUGGCCAGGGAUGCCACUCUCAGACAGUACCUCAACAUCGCCUCGCUCGCCAAUCUCGCGUCCGUCAAUCAGGUUGAUGGUGAGUGGCGCGGACGCGGUGAUCCGACCGAGAUUGCCAUCCAAGUCUUUGCCUCUCGCUUCAACUGGAACCGAGAGCGCCUCGCGUCGGGUGACGGCGCUCAGUGGCACCAGGUCGCCGAGUUUCCCUUUGACUCCGACGUGAAGAAGAUGUCCGUCAUUUUCGAGAACAAGGAGACGGAGAAGCAGUGGCUCUUCACCAAAGGGGCUGUUGAGAGGGUUCUCACCUCGUGCCCCCGGUACGCUGUCGGCGAUCACGUCGAGGCGCUGGACGAGCAUGUCAAGGCCGAUGUCCUCAGGAACAUGGAAGCCAUGGCCCGCCUCGGCCUCCGCGUGCUCGCGCUCGCCAGCCGGACUGACAUGCGUCAUGUCCGGGAGAACGAGGCCGAGCUCGAGCGCGGAGACUUUGAGCAAGACCUCGUCUUCCGGGGGCUCAUCGGACUCUACGACCCGCCGCGGCCCGAGUCUGGCCCCUCGGUCCGCAUGUGCCACGCAGCUGGCAUCAGUGUCCACAUGUUGACUGGUGACCACCCUGAGACUGCCCGUGCCAUUGCUCUCGAAGUCGGCAUCCUGCCGCCCAGAAUGAACGAGAUUGCCUCUGACGUAGCCAAGACCAUGGUCAUGGCCGCAUCUGACUUUGAUAAGCUUAGUGACCAGGAAAUCGACGGCCUUCCCCUUCUCCCCCUUGUCGUCGCUCGCUGCGCCCCCCAGACAAAGGUUCGCAUGAUUGAGGCUCUCCACCGCCGCAAGUGCUUCGUGGCCAUGACGGGCGACGGAGUCAACGACUCGCCCAGCCUGAAGCGGGCCGACGUGGGCAUUGCCAUGGGCCAGGCCGGCUCCGACGUUGCCAAGGAGGCUUCCGACAUUGUCCUGACCGACGACAACUUUGCCUCGAUCCUCAAUGCCGUCGAGGAGGGCCGCCGCAUGUUUGACAACAUUCAAAAGUUCAUCCUGCACGUCUUGGCCGAGAACAUUGCGCAGGCGUGCACCCUCUUGAUUGGUCUCGCCUUCAAGGAUAAGCGCGGCAUCUCCGUCUUCCCGCUGGCACCAGUUGAGAUUCUGUGGAUCAUCAUGGUCACCUCGGGAAUGCCAGACAUGGGCCUUGGCUUUGAAAUUGCCGCACCAGACAUUAUGCAGCGGCCUCCCCAAAACUUGAAACAAGGAGUCUUUACCCCCGAACUGCUCCUCGACAUGGUUGUCUACGGCCUGUGGAUGUCUGCUCUCUGCUUGUCGUCCUUUGUCCUUGUUCUCUACGGCUUUGGAAACGGCGCCGCGGACAUCGGAGACAACUGCAACAACGAAUACUCGGCCGGGUGCGAGGUUGUCUUCCGAGCGCGGGCCACGACGUUUGCCUGCCUCACCUGGUUCGCCCUCUUCCUCGCUUGGGAAAUGGUCAACAUGCGCCGGUCUCUGUUCCGCAUGCAGCCCAAGAGCAAGCGGUACUUUACGCAGUGGAUGACGGAUGUGUGGCGCAACCAGUUCUUGUUCUGGGCCGUCAUUGCGGGCUUCGUCACCAUGUUCCCCAUCAUCUACAUUCCGACGCUCAACACCGUCGUCUUCAAGCACGCCGGCAUCAGCUGGGAGUGGGGCAUCGUCUUUGUCGAGGCAUUCCUCUUCUUCCUCGGCAUCGAGGCCUGGAAAUGGGCCAAGCGAGUCUACUACCGUCACUGGGGCAAGACGCCGGGCCACUCGAAUGAAGACGUCGAGACUCGCGCCUUUGGUAGCUACCUGAAGAAAGGCGGCGUCGGCAUCGACGAGGACAGCGACUCGUCGGGUGGGGAGAAGAAGACUGGCGGCUCUGGCUUCGGCGAGCGUGACCAGGGAGCCCAAUGA
Messenger RNA from Hirsutella rhossiliensis, 3258 nucleotides. RefSeq names its product e1-E2 ATPase domain-containing protein. Gene Ontology annotation, molecular function: ATP hydrolysis activity; P-type calcium transporter activity; ATP binding. Bases 1 to 3258 code for a protein of 1085 amino acids. Gene Ontology annotation, cellular component: plasma membrane. The transcript is spliced from 4 exons. Lineage: Eukaryota; Fungi; Ascomycota; Sordariomycetes; Hypocreales; Ophiocordycipitaceae. The record is from RefSeq and is a predicted model, not a curated record. Gene Ontology annotation, biological process: calcium ion transmembrane transport; intracellular calcium ion homeostasis.